Messenger RNA from Theobroma cacao (cacao), 1543 nucleotides. Its product is annotated as peroxisomal adenine nucleotide carrier 1-like. Lineage: Eukaryota; Viridiplantae; Streptophyta; Magnoliopsida; Malvales; Malvaceae. The record is from RefSeq and is a predicted model, not a curated record. Gene Ontology annotation, cellular component: peroxisomal membrane. Gene Ontology annotation, biological process: ADP transport; peroxisome organization; ATP transport. Gene Ontology annotation, molecular function: ATP transmembrane transporter activity; ADP transmembrane transporter activity.
ACUCCCCCAACUCCUUCUUCUGACCGAACGACGUGUUCCACAUUCUUAUUUUCUGUCCGCGGUGUCAACGUAACUGUCGCAUUUCCCUUCCCUACUUCCUUCUUCUUUCUUUCACACUUGUUCAACCUCUUCGUAAGCCAAUUUUAUUUAUUUAUUUAAUCAUUCCCUAUCUACCAAAAUCUUGGAUUGGAUAUUUCCAUCGAAGAAGAAGGAUUGUGGAGUUUUUGAUGAUAAGAAGAUAAGAUGGCGUUUGAUGUAGAGUCUUUGGCGGAGGCAACUUCCGGAGCCAUUGGAGCUCUGGUUAGCACCACAAUCUUAUACCCUCUUGACACUUGUAAAAGCAAGUAUCAAGCAGAAGUUAGAGCUCACCAUCAACAAAAAUACAGGAACAUUUCUGAUGUUCUGUGGGAAGCAAUUUCUACUGGUCAAGUUAUUUCACUGUACCAGGGCCUUGGAACAAAAAAUCUGCAGUCCUUUAUUUCACAGUUUAUCUACUUUUAUGGAUACAGCUUCUUUAAGAGGCUGUACUUGCAGAAAAGUGGAAGCAAGACCAUUGGUACGAAAGCAAACUUGAUUGUUGCUGCUGCUGCCGGGGCUUGUACUGUUAUAAUUACACAGCCCUUGGACACAGCAUCCUCAAGAAUGCAGACAAGUGAAUUUGGGAAAUCCAAAGGACUCUGGAAGACACUUUCAGAGGGCUCUUGGCGUGAGGCAUUUGAUGGUCUUGGCAUAUCUCUUCUCUUGACUUCAAAUCCAUCUAUUCAGUAUACUGCAUUUGAUCAAUUGAAACAACGACUACUUAAGAGGCAGCUAAAGGAGAAAACAGGUACGGAGCCAUCCCCAGUGGCUCUUUCAGCCUUUUCUGCAUUUGUACUGGGUGCAGUCUCAAAGUGUAUUGCUACAUUCUUAACUUACCCAGCUAUCAGGUGUAAGGUCAUGAUUCAGGCUGCAAAGUAUGAUGAUGAUGGUGAUGAUGAUGAAACCAAGACAGCCCAAUUAAAACAUCAAAAGACAGUUUCAGGUGCACUUUAUUCCAUUUGGAGAAGAGAAGGCCUGCUGGGUUUUUACAAAGGAUUAGAAGCCCAGAUCCUGAAGACUGUGCUAAGCUCGGCAUUGCUUCUAAUGAUAAAGGAGAAGAUCUCAAAGACCACAUGGGUCCUAAUGCUUGCACUUAGAAGGUAUCUUUUUACGACCCGCACCAGAUUAAAGAGUGCUUAAUGACAGCAAGAAUUCUAGCAUAGCAUUCUUGGCUCCAAAGUUCAUCCACCUUGAGGAGGAAAUUUGAGCAAAAGCUAUCACUUUUGGUGGGCACCGGAGGGCAAAUUUUGUUCCUGCAGAUGGAAGAUUCAUUUUGAAACAACAAUAAAUUUGUUCUAUUCCUUAAUGACGGUCUUAGAUCUGUACCAUCCUGAAAGUAAAAUUCUUUCACAUGGCUUCAGCAGCUACCAUUGGAAUAUAUUCUAUUUUACAACCAGUGAUCAAGUUAUAUGUGGGCAGCUUGCCAAUCUAUAUGGUAAAUGGAUGGGGUUGGAUUUAUUUGUCA